Globicephala melas (long-finned pilot whale) is the source of this 511-nucleotide messenger RNA. The record is from RefSeq and is a predicted model, not a curated record. NCBI's taxonomy places the organism in Eukaryota, Metazoa, Chordata, Mammalia, Artiodactyla, Delphinidae.
GGAGGCCAGGGAUUCUCUCAUUGUUACGUAAAUAUCUUGGUAUGUCAUUUACAAAGUGUAAAACUUCGUUUCCCACAAGGCGUUUAUCCUUCCGUGCUGUAAAGAGGACAAAUUCUAUAGGUUUUUUACAGGUCUCGCGAGAUUCAUCAAAUCUCUUUAACGAGCUCAGCAGGAAGCCAUUUUGUUUCUCAGGGCGCUUUGCAAGGGUACUAGAGGUGAAAUUGCAAGAAGUCAGCAGCUGCAGUUGCCGCCGUUCUGUCUUCAGCUUCACGAUGUUUCCCUUGGCCAAAAACGCACUAAGUCGUCUCGGAGAGAAGAGGUCCAAAGAAAUCCACUUGGGUGACCUGAGUGUUGAGGUCAUGAGGUGUUCCAGAAUUGCUUGCUUGUUCGAAGCAUUCCGCAAACAAUGGCAAGGCAGAGCCACCAGAAGCGGGCACCUGAUUUCCAUGACAAAUAUGGUAAUGCUGUAUUAGCAAGUGGAGCCACUUUCUGUGUUGCUGUAUGGGCAUAU